This is a messenger RNA of Mytilus trossulus (common blue mussel), 5217 nucleotides long. RefSeq lists its product as uncharacterized. The transcript has 8 exons. Bases 129 to 2438 code for a protein of 769 amino acids. Gene Ontology annotation, molecular function: DNA binding. The record is from RefSeq and is a predicted model, not a curated record. NCBI's taxonomy places the organism in Eukaryota, Metazoa, Mollusca, Bivalvia, Mytilida, Mytilidae.
CGUACGUUGACGUCAUAGGAAAAGCGUGCCAUUACAUUCCAAAGGUAAUUGUUGAAGUUGUUAUUAGCUAAUUUGGAUAGAGAAGUAUCAUUUUAGAGAGAACGAACUUAUUUUGUUUACAUUUUGUGAUGGAAGACAGUGAUACUAAUGAUUCUAAAACUUUAGAUCAAGAUGAAUUUGAAAGUAAUGGAAAUGCUGGCAUUGAAGGACCAGACUCACCUGGAUCAUUGUGCCCAGAAUAUGAACAGGAUGAAACCGACGAGGGACACCCAGGAGAAAGUGAUUUGAUUCACAAUACUCCAAUGACAACACAUAUAAAACAAGAAGUAAUGGACGAUGACCUUCAGUAUGAAACUACAGAAUAUGAUCCCAUGGAAGACAUGUCUCAUGAAGGUUUCCUCUCCCACGAAGAUCAGAAACUAAAAUUAGACUAUCGUCAUGAAGCCUUACUCUCAAAAUCUUCUAAAAGAAUAUCUCCAACAGCAAACAAUAAAACACGGAGAAGGCCAAGGAAAGAUAAACUUCUUGAUACAAACUCUGAAGAGAUGGACCCAGCUGAUACCAUCCGUGUGACCUGUGGCCACCUUACUGGCCUUCUUCAUAAAGAGUUAUUCUAUUGCCCAGGCAUCCACAGAGCCUGUGUAGAACUAGAUGAUGGCUCAGCCACAUUUGUUACACCAAAGAGAUUUAUGUUUAUGGGAGAAAAAGCUAGACUUAAAGAUUGGAAAAAUGCAAUCAGAUGGAAUGGCCAUCAGUUAAGGAAACACAUUGAGGCUGGAACUCUUGCUUUCUAUAAGCACGAAGAACUAUGUACAGGGAGAUGUAUGGCUAGAUCACCAUUUGCCACUAGAGACCCGGCUUAUAUGACAGAGCGUGCCAAAUUAAGGAGGGAAAAAUUUGAAUUUGAAACAUUAGGUUUCAGUAGUGAAACAGAUGGCUCUGGAUUUAGUGAUUUGACAGCAGACGCUAAAAAGUUAAAUUUUGUUACAACAGUCGAGGAGAAUGGCUGCAUGAAAAUCCAAAGUGUUUCCGGUGGUGAUGAGUCCAUGUGGAAUAGUAUAGAAAACAACGAGACUGAUGGUGAGCCUCAAGAUAUAAAACCUGAUGUCAAGCAAUUGCAGAUACAGAUGAUGAACUCCAUGCAAAACAAUAAGGUGGAACCUGUCCAUAUAGCUCCUAAACCCCAGGUGUCACAAAACAUGCCUACAACUCUGAGUCAAACUCAGGUCAGGCCCGCAUUGUAUACGUACAAACCUAGAGCUGAAUCUCAGAAGACUAUAGCUAGAACAGAAAUUCUGAAGACUUCCCUGCUACCUCCGUCUAUAAUGAAUGCUGUCAUGCCACCUGUGUCAGAAAACGAUAGUAAUGCAGAGGAGGACCGACAGCUAUGGCAGGGUAUAGUAGAACUAGGAUUGAUUGAUGAGUUUUUCAGGGAAAUUAAAGCUUCAUUAGAUCUCCUGAAAAAUACAAUGGUUAAAAGGCUGGUUCCACUGGAAGAUUCCAAUAGAAUAUCAAUCAUUGUAAGGCAGCUAGGGUUGAUGCAGAAAUUGAAGUUUAAACUAGAGGCCCACAGAACAGACAUGGAGAAACAGAGACGAAGACUGGACAGAGAAAUGAUAGAUUUGCAAAAGAAAGUGCAAGAGUACGAAAUUAAAAAGAAAGUGUUGGAGAAAAGAUCAGAAUGUUUUGAACAAAUUCUUGAAAUUCCUGCAAUGAAGAAUAAUUCAUCUACUUCACCAGCGGUGUUUGCAGCAAACCAAGGCCCGCCAAGAUUAUCUCCCAAUCAGAAAGGAACCUAUAUUUUAUCCUCAGCAAUGCAUGGUCAGAGACCAGGGGUUAUUGUUACCACAAGUUUGAAAGCGGUCACCACAAAUAGUGUUUCUCAGUCGCAAAUCUCACCUGGAACUUGCUCAUCUACAUCUAUAGGAAUGAAUGGGAGAGUUCAAACGGGACCUGGGGGAACAAAAAUCCUUGUGUUCCCAAAACAAAAUACCGAAUUCCAUUCAAAUCCCAAUGGUAGCCUGAAAAUCACUUUAAAGAGAAAGCAGGAUUUCUCAGAUGAUGAAACACCUACAGAGACGGAAAAUGAUUCCCAGCUCAAAUCAGCUUUAUUAUCGACAAAAGGUCUGAAAGCUGAAGAAGACAAACUUGAAUCAAAUGAUAAAAAAGAAUCUGUGAAUGAUUCUGAAAUCCAGACAGAAACUUCAAAUCAAGAUGAUCUCACAAGCAAGGAAAGUUCGGAGAAUUGUACAGAUAAAGAUUCAGUUCACGAAGAAAUAAAUCCUUCACAUGAUGAAUUGAAUUCCUCUCAUGAAGAAAUCUCUAAUGUUCAUCCUGGUGAUGGUGAUCAAACUUCCGAAGAAAAAUCAGAAAAUGCCAUUAAAAGAAGCAAGCGACGAAGAUCUGUUAAAACUUACAGUGAUGAUUAUAUUAAGUAGAAAUGUAUUUUGUUUACUUUGUCAAACUUUAAAAAUCACCUCCGUAAUGAAUUAUUAAAUAAUUUGAGAAAUGCUUUUGUACAAUAUUUUAGUCACUUCAUCUAAGAUUUUUUCAUACAACCCUGUAACAAUUGUAGCAAAGUGAGACAUUGGCUAACCUUUUUUUUAUUAAAGGUGUCAUCACAUCAAUUAUUAAAGUUUUUUUAGUUCCACUUUAGAAUGAAUGUUUAUAAUAAGCAUCCCUUCUUUUCACUUUGAGUAGAAUAUAGGACAAUAAGUUCUCUAUAAGGUAUACUGUUAGGAGUUUUCCCAAACUACUGGGUACCAGCAGAACUAUAUUUCCUCGUUUUAUCAUGUUUUUCCUGUUAUUUGUUAUAAGUGCAAUAUUGUUGUAUAGUACAUGCUAAACACCUCUUGAUCCUAAAGGGCAAUGUAGGCAUGCCAUAUAUUAAAAGUAUUUUUUUGCAGUGACAAUUAAUAAAUAUCCGUACUGCAUUUUUAUUGGAAAUCAUUUUACUAAAAUUUCUCCAUUGUCAUUCUGGAACUAAAAAGCACUUUUGAAGAUAGAAUUGAAAUCCUUAAUGUUUUGAAAUGGAUACAAAGAUAUUAUCUUCAAGCAAGUAUAAAAAAAAACACCAUUAAACAAUGCAGAGUUUAGUUUGCAAAGCAAUCAUGUAGCUUUAAAUGAAAUUAACUUAAGAUUUGAUCAUGCAGAAAACAAAGUACAUUUUAUUCUAAAUUUGAGGCAUUCAAAUUUUUUUGACUUCUUAUUAAAGACUUUUUUUCUUCUUUAGAAUUUGGACCUUUGAUAUUUUGUCUUUUUAUAAUAAGAUAAGUAUUACAAUUUAUUCAAAGGUUUUUGUAGGUAAUUUUGAAAAAUCACUGAAUGCAAAAUUCUAGUAAAAGGGAGAUAAUUCAAUAUAGCAUCUAACUUUAAUAUCUACAUACAGUUAGUUUUAAACCUAUAACACUGGUAAAUCACUUUACAAUAGUUCUUUAUAUGGGUAGAUAUAGAAUGUUACAUCGGGCAGACAAAAGAAAUGGUAUAAUAAAAAGUAUUGUUUAGAUUGAUUUGAUUUUUCAUAAUAAUCAUUUCUUAUCAGAUGUAUACCAUUAAUUUUCUAUUUGUAUAAUUUUAAAAUCCUUUUAUGUUGAUGCUUGAAAAUGAAGAUGACAUGACACUUAUAUGUUGAAGUUAAAGCAUAUCUACUUGUUUUGUUAUUUUAUACCCUAAUUCAAGUAUUUCAUGUAUUUGUAUCUUUAAUAAAAGCUAAUAUAGCAGUGGAAAAUUUAGGGUUUUUCUGUUAACCAGAAUACAUUUUCGUAUGAAUAUUUCAUUAAAACAACAUUUUUUCAUAUUGAGUUUUCAUUUUGCUUAUUGUUAUUUUUCAAAAACGUUUUCUCCAAGUUAUUGAAUUUCUAUGAUUUCUGCAAGCAACAAUAUACAAUUUUAAUAAGAAUCAUUCAUUAAAACAACAUUUUUCAUAUUGAGUUUUUCUUUUUGCUUAUAAAAUGUUAUUUGUUGAAAACUUUUUUUCUCAAAGUUAUUGAAUUUCUGUGAAAUUCAUAUCAUGUUUAUAUAUCCUUACAGUGCUUUGUUAUGUGUAUAUUUUUUUAUAAGAUUUUGAAUUUUUUGCAAUGUACAAUGUUGUUUAAUUUAGAUUUAAAUUGUUUUCCCCAUGUUGAUCAUGUGAAUAUUAAAAAUGUCUGUACUUGUUAACAUUAAUGAUCGAAUAAAUUAUCAGUAAUGUUUGAAAUUAAAAAUGAUUUUUUUCUAAUAAGAAAUCCAGUUUUUUCCUGUUUUAAGAAUUCUAUUUAUUACAUUUAUUUGGUAUUGAAACAUCCUUAACUUUUAUAGUAGUUCCUUAAAUGGCAAAUGUCAUUUUGUAUCUAUUAAACUAGGGACAAUUAUUGAGUAGGAGAAUAAAUAAAUAUAUUUUAAAGAGGUUUCUAUGAUUUUUGUUUAUUACUUUGACAACAAUUAUGAAAUCACUAUUGAUGUUUUCAGAAUGUUAUUUUUUGCUUCAAAAUGCUGGUUAUUACCGUGGAUUAUUUGUUUGUGGAUACCAACUUUUGAGGAUUGAGGAAAAUCAUAUUUUGCGAAUAUGUUAUUUCAAGGUUUUAUCCAAUUCUUAAUACAAGCUGAUAGAAAAUUUGUAUUCAGUGAAUAUGUAAAUUUACAAUUCACCUCGAUAAACAAAAUUCACAAAAACUAGUACCUGGAAACUAAUAAUUGAUUCACAGUUUUGUUGAUAAUAUUAAGUAAAGUUGUUAUUACAUGUUGAAUAACUCCUAUUAUAUAAAAUGUUAUUGUGUUGGCCACACCUUACUGAUCUAUGACUCUUUAGAGUUUCCUGCACAGAGCCUGGAAACUCCUACCUCUGUUUCUAUCUUUUCAAAUUUGCUAUCUUUCCCAAAACCUAAAUCUUUUUAAUGACAAACCAAUUUUGAAUUGAAUUGUAUUUAAAAUUUUAUCUGAUUUUAUAAUACUAAUGAAAAAUAAUAUAGCUUUAUAUAAAUAGGUCAAAAUGAUUUUUUAUAGUAUAAAAGAAAAGGUUAGAAAAUCAAAAGAACUAUAAUCUAAAUUUCAUCUUUAUGUUUUAUGUAUCCCUAUUUUAAAACUUACAUCUUGAAUAAUUACAAUGAAUUUAAAAGAAUGAAGAAUGACUUUUACGUCUUGAAAAAUUAUAAUGAAUUUAAAAGAAUGAAGAAUGACUCUUGUGUGGCUUCAAGUAUAUAUAUAUAUUAUAAUGUUUGUAGUUGUGGUUACAUAUAAUUC